Molecule: messenger RNA, 1007 nt
Organism: Vicia villosa (hairy vetch)
Lineage: Eukaryota; Viridiplantae; Streptophyta; Magnoliopsida; Fabales; Fabaceae
Product: calmodulin-like protein 7
Exons: 1
Coding region: 211-876 (221 amino acids)
Molecular function (GO): calcium ion binding
Source: RefSeq, a predicted model, not a curated record
AAAAGGAAAACAUCACAUUCCACGCGGUUUGUGGGGAUAGAUAAAAAAAGCACCACAACCAAACACGCGUAACUUCUUUUUCACUAUGAACAUAAAAACAUUAAAAGCAGAAAAUGUUUUGUAUAUACUUAUGUUGUUCCUUGCUCACUUCCUCGUCCUCUCUUCCUUAUCUUAGAUAUCUCUCUUUGUAGUCUUACGUUUGACUAAAACAUGGUUCUUGCUACACUUUUGCUAACGGUUCUCUUCAUUGCAGGUGUCAUAAAUAUAUUCUUUUACAUGCCCACCAACAAAAUUCGUACUUUCCUUCAAAUAUUGUUUCCCAACAACGUUAAGAAUGGUUGCAAAACGACCAAGAUGGAGAGUGAUGCUAAUUAUGUGAAGGAAGAAGAAGAACUCAAAAAGGUGUUUUCAACUUUUGACAAGAAUGGUGAUGGAUUCAUAACAAGGCAAGAGUUUAUGGAAUCACUAAGGAUCUUCAUGAACGAGAAAGAGAUUGAUGAUAUUAUUGUGAAAUUUGAUUCAAACAAAGAUGGGUUGAUUGAUUUUGAUGAGUUUUGUUUGUUGACUAGAGAGUGUAUGGGAGGAGGUGAGAAGAAAGAGAAAGAAGGUGUGAAUAGCAAAGAAAGAGAUUUGGAAGAAUUAGAGGGUAGUUUGAAAGAGGCUUUUGAUGUGUUUGAUAAAGAUAAUGAUGGAUUGAUUUCUGAGGAGGAGUUAGGUUUUGUUCUUAAUGCAUUGGGAUUAAGGGAAGGGAAGAAGAUUGAAGAGUGUAAAGAGAUGAUUAGGAAAGUUGAUAUGGAUGGAGAUGGUAUGGUUGAUUUUAAUGAGUUUAAGAUAAUGAUGAAGAAGGGAGGAGCAAAACUUGUAUUUAAUGCAUAAUUUAUUCUAAUUUCAUCUUAGUGUCUACGAUAACAAUAUAUGUGACACUCAUGCUACCAAUCAUGUAUUGUAUUAAGAUAUAUUAAGAUAUGUAGUUACAUUCAAUUAUUACUAAUCUUUUUUAAUUAUUA